This is a messenger RNA of Aureobasidium melanogenum CBS 110374, 1365 nucleotides long. RefSeq names its product WD40 repeat-like protein. Gene Ontology annotation, biological process: transcription-coupled nucleotide-excision repair; proteasome-mediated ubiquitin-dependent protein catabolic process; protein polyubiquitination. The record is from RefSeq and is a predicted model, not a curated record. NCBI's taxonomy places the organism in Eukaryota, Fungi, Ascomycota, Dothideomycetes, Dothideales, Saccotheciaceae. Gene Ontology annotation, cellular component: nucleotide-excision repair complex; Cul4A-RING E3 ubiquitin ligase complex. The coding region runs from base 1 to 1365 and encodes 454 amino acids. Gene Ontology annotation, molecular function: protein binding. The transcript has a single exon.
AUGAACUCGUUCUUACUCAAUCGCGCUCUUGGUAGCGUCAGCCCUGCUGCUCUUGCGCGAUCGCAGAACACCCGUCUCGUCUACUCUCUUCAACCAGCCAGUCACAUAUCACUGAGCAUCAGCCCGCCAGACACCGACAAUGACGAAGACGCCCUUCGGAAUGGCGUUGCACAUCCCGCCGGCGUGAACAGCAUUACUGUCGACAAGUUCGAAGGCCGGUGGCUUCUGUCCGGCGGUGCAGACUCGUCCAUUGGUAUCUGGGACCUCGAGACACCGACAAACCAGUCCGAUGACACUCGUUUUAUCCAGCCGCUGGGUUAUGCCGCCAAAACUUCCAAGACAGCAAACUUCGGCAUCACCCACGUUUCCUUCUAUCCCUUUGACUCUCUGGCCUUCCUGUCUAGCAGUUACGAUCACUCGCUGAAGCUGUACUCGUCCGAGACCCUCGAGACCUCGGCUGCUUUCGACCUGGAAGCCGUCGUUUAUUCGCACGCCCUUUCACCCAUUGCUUCACACCUGCUUGUAGCCUGUGCCACACAACACCCUGCCGUGCGCCUCGUCGAUCUUCGCUCCGGUGCCAGUACCCAUUCACUUGCUGGCCACAGUGGUGCUGUGCUCUCGACCGCCUGGCAUCCGAAACGCGAACACGUGCUAGCAAGUGGUGGUUCUGAUGGUCUAGUCCGCCUUUGGGAUAUUCGUCGCAACGCAAGUAGUUUGGGCGUGCUCGACAUGGAAGACAGCAGGGGCGUCGGUGUCAACGGCAAUACACUACGGCGGGAGCGUGGCAAGGCUCAUGUCGGUGCUGUCAACGGCAUUACCUGGGACGAAGCAGGUGACUUCCUCGUCUCCUGUGGACAAGAUGACAAGAUCCGCGUCUGGAACGCAAAUACAGGUGCAAACACCUUGACCAAUUUCGGUCCUGCUGUCAAGAGCUCCACCACUUCCACCCUACUGCCUCUGCUCAGUCCUAGCCAUCUCACUGGGCCUACAAAAGAAAUACUUGUCUAUCCAAACCCACGCGAGCUGCUCGUGUACGAGAUGCACACUGGCAAACUUAUCACACGCUUGAGAACACCUUCAUACGCUUCGACACGAAUACAAGUCGCGGCAGGUUCAGGCACACGGAACGUCGUCAACAAGACAACAAGUCUAGCCUGGCGAGCUCAUAAUAUUGAACUCUACUCAGGCCACUCUGAUGGUACAAUUCGCUGCUGGAAACCACGGACGUGGGAGGAUGCACUUGAUGACGAAGAUGACGACAACGAGGACGAAGUGGGAGAAGAUGCCAUGGAGCGAAAACGCAAGAGAGAUGAACUGGAUGAUAUAGUCAACGGCCUGACCAAACGUCAAGUAACGUAUAUUUAA